AUGAACCGACUGCUCACUCUCCUCUGCUUCAUCGCUCUCUUAGUUUUCAUCAACGCUGUGCCAGUAUAUGUUCCGGCAUACUAUAUACCGCACCUCCGACCGAGACGACAAUUUGGCUUCGGAAUGCCUGGAGGUUUUGGUGGUGGCAAUGCGUACGGUAACUCCUUUGGAUUCAGCGAAAGCGAAAGCUUCAACGCUUACGACCAAGGCUUCAACACCGGCUUUGUCGGAUUAUGA
Molecule: messenger RNA, 237 nt
Organism: Cooperia oncophora
Lineage: Eukaryota; Metazoa; Nematoda; Chromadorea; Rhabditida; Trichostrongylidae
Source: the annotation of a GenBank genome assembly